AUGCUGUAUCUGCAAGAUCCACGCAACGACGGUGUAGAACACUUUGCGUGGAUUAAAAACCUGAGCUCGCAACUCAGCAGACAAAAGAAUAAAAAAUUUUUCUGCGAUCGAAAAAUUAAUGAUUGUGCCAUCAGACUGCCGAGCGAGGACGACAAAUGGCUCGAAUUCGGCAACCACUGCAAUAAGGAGCGCAUUCCAUUCGUCGUGUAUGCCGACUUGGAGUACGUUCUACAGAAGACGGAGCCCGACAAGGAAGAUGCGUUGUACACAUAUCAGCGGCACAAGGUAUGCAGUGUGGGCUACUACGUGCGUUGCUCGAACGACAACUCGUUAUCGUCGUAUCAGUUCCGUCGCGAUAAAGAUAGUAUAGCGUGGUUCGCGUGUCAACUCCAAGACUUGGCUCAUCGCGUAAAAGAUAUUAUAUCCGCCAACGUGCCCAUGAAAGUGCUGUCUAAACAUCAAUGGGAGACAUACCGUAGCGCGACGCGUUGUCACAUCUGCGAGAAACUGUUCGCGCCAGACGAUACGCGAGUCCGCGAUCGUUGUCACUUAACCGUUGUAUUUCACAACUUGUCGGGCUACGACGCACACUUUAUAGUUAAAGAAAUCGCUACAGCAUAUGAGGGACAAAGUCAGGUCGUGGCGGGUAACUGUGCGCAGGCGGUUUAA
This is a messenger RNA of Trachymyrmex cornetzi, 669 nucleotides long. RefSeq lists its product as uncharacterized. Lineage: Eukaryota; Metazoa; Arthropoda; Insecta; Hymenoptera; Formicidae. The record is from RefSeq and is a predicted model, not a curated record. The transcript has 4 exons. Bases 1 to 669 code for a protein of 222 amino acids.